AUGGACGCUCGAGCAGCCCUGAACGCCGCCAGAGAGCAGGGGCUCGGCACCGUCGCCGCCAGCCUCGGCUUUUUCACCCCCUCGGCCCAAAGUUUUCACCCCCGCCCCUACAACCCCUCGGCGUCGGCGUCGUCAUUGCCCAUGGCAAAGGCCCCCGCCGCCCGCAACAACCCGCUCCAGCACCCGAUGCCCCCCAUGGACCCCACGGUGCAGGACCCCGGCGUCGUCUUUAUUCACCCGCCGUUCCACGAUUUCCCUGACGCUCACCGGCACCCCGGCGGGCUGACCUAUGCGCUCAUGGCGGCCAACCCUGAGUGGUUCCUCGACGCCGACGACUUUAUUUCGUCAGUCUCCAGCAAUCCGAAUGCGAUAACGUACCCCUCGCAGCUGGAGCCGCCGAGGGGAUGGUGCCCUGCGAAGAAGAAGGACCUGAAGGAGCGGGGGAUGGAGACGUGGCCGGAGGGGGAGGAGCCGCGGCUUCGGUGCACGUUCUGCCGGCGGACGUACGCGGGGGUGAACGCGAAGAGUAUGUGGCGGCGCCAUGUGUUUGAGAAGCACAAGAUUGCGAUGGCAAACAGACGGGACACCGUCGAUCGCUCCCGCUCAAAGCAGUCAUCACAACCACCCCCGCAAGCGCCCGGCCAGGCGGCGACGAAGAGCGCGCAGGGCAAGGAGAACGUCACCGCUCGCUCGGCCCGUAAGGAUUCGGCAACCCCUGCGCCGGCCUCGGCACAGCAACCACCAAAGUCGGCCAGGCUGCGCCAGUCCCGCGCUCAGUCCAGAGUCACCGCCCCGCCCCAGAGCCGGGAGGGCACGUUUGAUUCUUCCCAGGACGAGUCGGACGACGACGAGCAUGACGAACCUGCGACGCCUGGAGCGCCCGUCCUCGUUCAGAACGAGUUCCCGGCGUCUAGCCAACUCGCUCACUCCUUCUCGGUCUCGACCACCUCGGCCAGGAGCGCCUCCCCGUCCUUCACUUCGGACGCUGCCGCCGAGCUUCUCUCCAACGGCUUCCAGUUUGAGCCGUCGUCGGCCCCUGCGAGCGACGACGACGACGACUUUGAAGACGAGCGGGCACUCCUCCGCCAGCUGAUGCCCUCAUCGCCCUACGACCCCCACGCAACUCCGUCCUUCCGGCACUCACCUCCGCGCGCCGCACAACCCUUCCGCUUUGCCUCCCCCUCUCAUCCGCUGCACUCCAAGGCAGAUGUCUCGCUUGGUCAGAUCGCCCUCGGAACCGCCAGUCCGGCUCAGGACGGCGCUUCCGGAGCCGCCAUCACUUACAGCCCCGUCAACAUCCACGGGCCCCGGUCGAACAACAUCUUCAGCACCCCCGGGCGCCCGUUGUUCAGCGACAGCGGAGUCGGCCUCGGGCUCAGCACGGGCAAGAAUCUCUACCACAGUAUUCUCAAUUCGCAGGCCGCGAAGCAGGGCCCGGGAAGGGACUACCUCUUUGAGUCACCCGGUUUCCGCUUCACACCUCGCAAGACGAUCGAUCCGCUCAGCGUCGACCCCUCGCUCGACCCUUUCCUGCGCGACACGCCAGGUGUCCCCCGCAGCUCAAGCCCGCCGACGGGCAGCAGCGAGACGGAGAGUCCUGUCAUGCGCUCCGGUCGGCUUUUCGAUCCCGUCUCAUCUUCCGGAGGGGGCCGUAGGUCGAGCGGGCUCAGUCUAGGCGCAGCCUUCGAUCUCAAGGCGCUUAACCUCAAGCGAAGCGCUCCGUCUGACGACGACGACGCGCCGGCCAAAGAUGAGGACGAAGACGACGACGGCGAGGGUUCGCCAGGCGAAUACGGUUUCUCCGGCCGGUUGCAUCUCGCCUCGCCCGUCUCGCGCGUGCGUCUCACGCAGUCCAAGGGAUACGCCGAGCUCGCUCUCCGUGGUUCGCCGACGACGAGCGUUUCCCGCGAAGGCUCGUCCGCGAGCGAGGGCCUCGGCCAGCCUCUUCGUAAACGCCGGCGCACGCUCGUCGAUUAG
Peniophora sp. CBMAI 1063 is the source of this 1977-nucleotide messenger RNA. NCBI's taxonomy places the organism in Eukaryota, Fungi, Basidiomycota, Agaricomycetes, Russulales, Peniophoraceae. The record is from the annotation of a GenBank genome assembly.